GACCACCGUUCAAUUUUUGCAAAGUUGCAGCAGAAGGGCGUUUUAAGAGUGUCGAAAACCAACGAAAUCGUGAAUCUAUAUUUGUUUUAAAGCGUUAAUGAUCUGAAGAAAUGUGAACAAAGAACUGCCACAAUGUCCCUCCUCACCCUUAUAUCAAGCACUCGGUGUUCAAGUAUACGCCUUGUUCCAACCAGAGCAUGGAAAGCGUGUAUAUCCUCCAAGACUUUUCAGCACCUUCCAUCGCAGUCGUACAAAACUCUUUCACGGAUAUCGAUAAUCUGUGCUCCAACCAAGCCAGUUUAUGAUGGGUUCAUUCUUGGCUGCAGAAACUGCAGAUUGUUCCGAUUGAGCCAAGGCAGUCGAGCUGGAGAAGCAGUGAAUGGUAAAAAGAUUGACCCUGUGAAGUUGGGGACGAAACGGCCGGUGCCGAAGAAGUCGGAUAUGGCCCGGCUGUUAAGGUUAGCAAAACCUGAGAAAUGGAGAUUAUCAGGUGCUAUAGCCUUCCUCCUCAUCUCCAGUACCGUAUCCAUGGCGAUUCCAUUCUGCAUGGGGAAGGUGAUUGACAUUAUCUACACAUCAGCCAAAGGUGGCCAGCUGAAGGAAAAACUAAGCAACAUCUGUAAAAUUCUAUUGGGGGUCUUCCUGAUUGGUGGAGUGGCUAAUUUUGGGCGAGUCUACUUAAUUUCUGUCUCUGGGCAGAGAAUAGUCAAGACACUGAGAGAGAAGUUAUUCUCAUCAAUAGUCAAACAGGACAUUGCGUUCUUCGAUAAGAAUAAAACUGGUGAAUUGAUCAACCGGCUAUCGGCAGAUACGACGCUGGUCGGUGCGUCCAUCACACAGAAUAUUUCAGAUGGUUUGCGGUCGACAGCUCAAGCCAUUGGUGGUAUCGGCAUGAUGUUCUUUGUGUCACCGAAGCUCACUCUGGUUGCCCUGGGUAUUGUGCCACCAAUUGCUGUCGUCUCUAUCAUCUAUGGAAGAUUUCUAAAGAAGAUUACAAAAAAUCUACAAGAUUCCUUGGCGAAUGCUACUCAGGUGGCCGAGGAAAGGCUCAGUAACAUUAGAACUGUGCGAGCUUUUUCACAGGACAACAACGAAUUGGGCGCUUAUCAAAAGAAAAUUCUCAACGUUCUCCAGAUAUCGAUGAAGGAAUCCUUUGCCAAAGCAGUAUUCUGGGCAUCUACUGGUUUGUCUGGGAACAUUGUGGUCUUGUCCGUGUUCUACUAUGGAGGUUUGAUGAUGCAAGAUUCUAUGAUCACGGUAGGAGAGCUGUCAGCUUUUCUGUUGUAUGCUGCUUACAUUGGGAUAUCAAUGGGAGGUUUGACUUCAUUCUACACUGAACUGAUGAAGGGUCUGGGAGCAAGCAGUCGACUGUGGCAACUUGUGGACAGAAAACCAGCUAUACCAAUCAGUGGUGGUCUUAUCCCCUCAGACCCUCUCCUUGGCAACGUAGAGUUCCGUGACGUCCAUUUCAAAUACCCAACCAGAGAAGACAACCCCAUCUUCGACGGUUUGAAUUUGUCCAUCCCAGCUGGCCAGAUUACUGCAGUGGUUGGCCCAAGUGGUUCUGGUAAAUCAACAUUAGCCGCCCUUCUACUCCGGUUUUAUGAUCCAAACAAAGGUGAUAUUUGUUUUGAUGGCCAGCCUCUGCAGACAUUGGAUCCGUCAUGGGUUAGAAGUCACACAGGCACAGUCAGUCAGGAACCUGUGUUGUUUUCUUCAUCUGUUGCUGAGAACAUUGCGUAUGGUGCGAGUGAUGUGAGCAAGGUUACUCAUGAGCAGAUUGUGGAAGCAGCCAAGAAAGCAAACGCGUAUAACUUUGUGUCUGGAUUUGAAAAGGGUUUCGAUACGUUGGUUGGAGAGAGGGGUCUGAUGCUGUCAGGUGGUCAGAGGCAGAGAAUCGCCAUUGCCAGGGCCAUUAUCGGUAAUCCAAAGAUUCUUCUUCUUGACGAGGCCACAAGUGCAUUAGACGCAGAGAGUGAGUUUCUGGUGCAGGAAGCUUUGGAACGACUCAUGGUUGGACGGACUGUCCUGACCAUCGCCCAUCGCCUCUCCACGAUUAAAAAUGCAAAUCAAAUAGCUGUGAUGGACAAAGGUAAGAUUGUCGAAGCGGGCAGUUACAACAGUCUGAUGGACAUUGAAAAUGGACUAUUUAGGAAGCUUGUUGAGAGACAAACCAUCUUUGGAAAUGGCAAUUCGUGAUAUUCUGACUGGUUUUCUAUUCUGUUGCUAUGCUUGCACUCCUAUUGGCAUGGAAUCAGGUAUAUGCCACAUAGUCCUGGGUGAAUCUAAGUUGGUCCUUUCCAGUGAUAUGUACACUUUAUCUUACUGUAGCGUCUUUGGUGCUGGGGGGAAAAAAGUUUUAUUGUUUCCUAACAGAUGAUUUAAGCUGGUAUGAAUGAACCAAGCUUCUCCCAGGGCUUGAAUGUCUGCUGUUGCAUUUUCAUUACCCAUCAGUUAGCAGGGCAUGCGGCUUUGUAACUAUCCAGAUAAAUACAAUAAGUGAGGUUUCCCUCUCCUGUUCUGAGAACCAAUUCACCGAGAAUGACAACUUUUUGUGUAUGACGUCAUCAGUUUUAGACAGGUCUUCACGUUCUCGAAAGCGGAUACCAUGAAUCAGACCAUGGAACCAGGUGGCUCCUUAAUUUGGAACAGAUAAUGGCAAAUUUUAUGGAACACUCGGGCAUUCACAUUAAGUUGAAAACCAUGAAAAACUGUCUAUCACUGCUGGAUUUCGGUUGGGAAUGCGAAACCCUUUUCCACAUAUUCAAUAACAGAAAGCCAUUCUCAUUGAAUUGGUCUGGGAGCAGGAGAGUGAAAACUCACUAAUAUCAAUAAUAUAAAUACAAGUUUGGUAGUGUUGACUAUUUUUACAUCAAGUAGAUUUCUAAAAGUA
This is a messenger RNA of Lineus longissimus, 2893 nucleotides long. RefSeq names its product ATP-binding cassette sub-family B member 10, mitochondrial-like. The transcript has 11 exons. NCBI's taxonomy places the organism in Eukaryota, Metazoa, Nemertea, Pilidiophora, Heteronemertea, Lineidae. Bases 133 to 2199 code for a protein of 688 amino acids. The record is from RefSeq and is a predicted model, not a curated record. Gene Ontology annotation, biological process: oligopeptide export from mitochondrion. Gene Ontology annotation, molecular function: ATP hydrolysis activity; ABC-type oligopeptide transporter activity; ATP binding. Gene Ontology annotation, cellular component: mitochondrial inner membrane.